GCUGAUCAGAGGGAAAUGCAAGUGCCGGGCACUGAUGAUCAGUGCCCUGCUGAUCGGUGCCCAGCAGUGGCACCCGCAAGUUCCGCCCACCUGUGCCCAGCAGUGCGCCCACUAGCUCCGCCCACCUGUGCCCAGCAGUGCCCACCUGUGCCCAGCAGUGCACCCACCUGUGCCCAGCAGUGCACCCACCUGUGCCACUCUGCAGUGUCACACACCUGUGCCCAGAAGUGCCACCUACCUGUGCCCAGCAGUGCCACCCACCUGUGCCCACCCACCUGUGCCCACCAGUGCCACCCACCUGUGCCCACCCACCAGUGCCCCCACCAGUGCCACCCACCAGUGCCACCCACCAGUGCAGCCCAGCAGUGCUGCCAGUCAGUGCCACCAGUCAGUGUCCAGCGGUUGUGCCAGUCAGUGCCGCCAGUCAGUGCCCAGCAGUGAUGCC
Messenger RNA from Staurois parvus, 445 nucleotides. The record is from the annotation of a GenBank genome assembly. Lineage: Eukaryota; Metazoa; Chordata; Amphibia; Anura; Ranidae.